Sciurus carolinensis (gray squirrel) is the source of this 2725-nucleotide messenger RNA. RefSeq names its product mitochondrial ribosomal protein L9 (gene Mrpl9). The transcript is spliced from 7 exons. The record is from RefSeq and is a predicted model, not a curated record. Gene Ontology annotation, molecular function: structural constituent of ribosome. The coding region runs from base 51 to 854 and encodes 267 amino acids. Gene Ontology annotation, biological process: translation. Lineage: Eukaryota; Metazoa; Chordata; Mammalia; Rodentia; Sciuridae. Gene Ontology annotation, cellular component: ribosome; mitochondrion.
UGCCGCCCGGCGCCGGGGACCUUCCGCGGGUCUCCUCGGGGCCUGGCAUCAUGGCGGUGGCUGCGGUCACCACUCCCGGUGUUCUGCUGCGGGCAGGUACUGCGCGGCUGCUGCGAGGACGAGUACCGGAGCUACUCUGGCCGCGACUUGAAGUGGGCACCACCGCCCUGGAGCGCGACUUCAGUCUGUCUCACCAUCGGGGCACGGUCAUCGUGGAGCGCUGGUGGAAGGUGCCCCUGGCCGGGGAGGGCCGGAAACCUCGUCUGCACCGGCGACACCGCGUCUACAAGCUGGUGGAGGACACGAAACACCGGCCAAAGGAAAACCUGGAGCUCAUCCUCACGCAGUCUGUAGAGGAACUUGGAGUCCGGGGUGAACUGGUUUCAGUGAAGAAAUCUUUGGGUCGCAAUCGUCUACUUCCUCAGGGACUGGCUGUGUAUGCAUCCCCUGAAAACAAAAAGCUGUUUGAAGAAGAGAAAUUGCUAAGACAACAAGGAAAAUUAGAGAGGAUCCAGACCAAGGCAGGUGAGGCGACAGUGAAAUUUCUGAGAAACUGUCACUUGGAGGUAGGAAUGAAGAACAAUGUCAAAUGGGAGCUGAAUUCUGAAAUAGUUGCCCGCCACUUCCUCAAGAAUCUUGGUGUCGUGGUUACCCCUCAUGCAUUGAAGCUACCAGAGGAGCCUAUCACACGGUGGGGCGAGUACUGGUGUGAGGUGACGGUAAAUGGGCUUGACACCGUGAGAGUUCCUAUGUCUGUGGUGAACUUUGAAAAGCCCAAGACCAAAAGAUAUAAGUACUGGUUAACCCAACAAGCUGCCAAGGGCAUGGCCUCCACCAGUUCCCAGACAGUCUGAAUCUACUUUCCCUACAAGAUUGAAAAGCAGAAUCAGUAGCAGUGGAGCAAAAACGAACCAGUACCCUGAUCAUACUCCCAUAUCUGACCAAAUAUGGAAUUUUAGAGAACACGUGGACACAUCGGACUGAACUACAUAUACAUGUUGAAUUCUCCAUAUUUGCCAACUCCAUCUUGGACAAUCAUCACAUCCAGUUCUAUCAGGGCACUUUUGCUGGAGAAGUACCAGGCUUUUGAUUUGAUAAGCUGGAUACCAGUGGACUGAAACAGACCAGAUUCUAUUUAGUCUCUUCACCCAUUGGAGUUGAUUGGAACAAAUGGAAGUCAUUGUCUUUUUAGUACUUGAUUCACUGUCGUCAUCCAACUGAAUAUUUGUAUCUCAAGCAGAAAUAAAAUGUGUGUUCUUGCUAGAUAUGGUGGGACACACCUGUAAACCCAGCGAACUGGGUUCAGUUCCUAGGAUUACACACAAUAAAAGAGGUGCGUCCUUUUUUUUAAAAACUGGACUUGAGUAGACUGGGAAUAAGACAUCCAGGUGAAAUGUGUUCUUGAGCAUUGAGGUUUGCUGCCAAAAAGGAGAAGAGAAUACAUCAGCUUGCUCCAUCCCACAGUUGCUCUGAGCAAAUUACUCUGAAUAAACUGAUUAUAUCUUUGAUCUUAAAGCUUACUGUCACUAAAUCAAUGUGAAUAAUCACAGUGGAUUCUUUAAGGAGAUCUGAAUAAGGCCUACAGGUAAUUUAUGGGAAAAAAAUGAAGCUAAGAUGAAAAAAGUUAAGAACGGAAUGUAUAUAUUAUUUCUUGGAUGAGCUCCGGGAAUUUGGAAACUGUUUUUUGAACUAUCUCCUGAAAUUCUUGACCAAGGUUAAGAUAAGGAGCUCAUUUGGUCAUACUAGAAUAGAUGUCUUGAUGGGAGUUGAAGGAAGUAGAUAGUUUUGCAUAAGUUCACAGUCUACUAGAAAAAGGAACAUCCAUUGACAGGUGGGUUGUGCCAGGCUCACUCAAAUAUAAUAUGAGGUCAUGCAGUUGAGGGAGGUAAGGAUAAGACCAUUGACUCUGCUGUCAACCCUACCAGAAGAUCAAAGAUUGAUUUCCAUCUUCCUGUUUGAGCUGACCUGUCACUCCGAGCCAAUUAAGCAUUUUCAUCCCAAAUAAGGUCUAUCAGUAGUUGCACUAAUAACUACACCCACCUUCACACUUGCCAGAACUCUCUUAAAUAAGAUGGAGGACUGCUACUGUUCGAAAUUUGCUAUUUCAAUGAUCCCAUUUCUACUUUACUUGAAAUGGAAGGCUCAUAUAACAGCAUCUUUCAGUUGAUCACCAUUCUGAUGUUUUCUGAAAUUGAGCAACAGGCACAUUUCAUACAACUAAUCUCAAAAAAUGUUUAAAUACUCAUAAGUUGAUUUCCUGGCAAAAACAGAGUUUGAGAUUUGUAUGCAGAAAGUAUAUUGGGGGGAGUCCUAUAGAUCAGUGCUUUGUUGGGGAGAGGCAGAAACAGGAUUGGGUAGAGGAAGAAGUAGAGCUGAGGCCAUCUUACAAAGGCCUCUGGAUCCCACUGGAAGCUCAAACUAGGAUGCUCCAAUAAGCAAGUUGGUGAACCUACAUAUGUACCUACCUGGUGUAGAAAAAAGGGCAUGACCUUGGGUGAGGUAGACAACUUCAGCCAAAGACAGUUCCCAAAAGGGAACUCAGGUAAGAGCUAUCAGCUGUCAGCAUUCUCAGCAAUUUGGGGACUGAGUACCUCAGUCCUGUAGUGGACAGUCACCACUGCAGUUCAUUCCUUGAACUGCUCAGAACCAUUUGCUUCAUAAAUUCUGACAUAGAUCACUCAGGAUUCCAGUGGUCUCUUUUCCUGGUAAAUUUUUUAAAAGUCUG